CCUCAGCUACCCAAGAACAGAGAAAGCAAGAAAGCUCUGGAGAGCUACCAGGCAUCAGCGAAGGGAGCCAGACCGGAUCCAGGGAUCAGAGCUGAAGAUGUUAAAGGUUUUGAGAAUCGUCCUCUUCUGUAGCCUGCUGCCCCUAUCUCAGGGAGUGGUCCCUGGAGUCUUUUCUGUAGUCAGUCCAGAGGGAAUUCAAAAUGUUGUCUCAGGUGCAUUGCUUCAGGAUGGGCUUCUCCAAAAGCAUCUCCAGGCGAUACAGAUCCCUGACAUCGUGAGCGGAGGGGGCCUGCUCGGUUCAUUCAUCAGCAUCACAGGACUAGAAGUUGUUAACGUCCAGCUGCCCACGGUGUCGGUGACGCUGCUGCCUGGAAUUGGGGGCCAGCUGACCUUUGCUACGAAGCUGGAGAUCAAUGGCGACUUGUUGCUAUCUGGGCUGAUCCAUAUUUCAGUGGACGUGAACCUUAACGCAAAAGUCAGGGUGACCGACUAUUCAGCAGGUGUCUCCCAAGUUGUAAUUGAAGACUGCCAGUCCCUGCUUGGUCCCUUUGACAUCCGGCUCCUCUCAGGUUUGCUGCCAAUAUCAGUGAAUGGAUUAGUGUCUAGCACCCUUACGACAACUCUGCCUAGCCUGUUGUGUCCAGUAGUCAACAACAUCGUCACGCUCGUGAACGUGCAGCUGCUGGGCACCCUGAAUGCGCUGGUCCCACUUGGUGCCGUAGGAAAGAUCCAGUAUCAGUUAGCCAGCCUUCCACUGAUAACUGACCUGCAUGUCGGACUGGAUUUAAAUACCGUGAUCCAUCAGGUGGGAGGAGGCAACAUCUCCCUCCCUGGCAGCGCCGUCCCCGUGGCCCUGCCUGCCCUGCAGGGCAAUGUUCUGAAUCUGGGGCUGAGCCAGGCUUUCCUCAAUGCCGCGCUGUCCCUCCUCGUCCAGAUCCAGCCACAGACGUUUAUUUCUACAUUGGACGUGUUCUCUGGUGCCACCCAGCUGAUGGACGCCAUUGUGGCUCUGAUUCCUGCUGGGUGUCCCAACUGCUCUGUGGUAUCUCCUCUGAACAUUAAAAUAACAGCGCUUGGGCCCCCACUCAUCACUCUGGAAGCAAACAAAGCCACUGUCAAGCUCUCUGUCACGAUUCAGGUGUUCACGAAAUAUUCGGAUGGAACCAUCCAGACGCUCCUUGCCCUGAAGGCGGACCUUGUUUUAGAUGCCCAGGCCUCUGUUGCUGGAGACAAGCUGCUGCUCAGCGUAUCCCUGACCAGUGUGGAUCUAGUCUUGGAAUCUUCAGACGUCGGCAUCGUUAGCGUCUCUGGUCUCGGGACGUUGAUCAAUAAACUUUUGGUGGAAACUUUUGUGCCGCUCAUCAAUGAGGCUCUGGCUGUCGGACUCCCACUGCCGAACGUGCUGGGCAUUAAGCUGAUUAAUGCUGUUCAGAUUGUGGAGGGCCUGGUUGUGGUGCGUGUGUGAGCCUGGAAAGCCCAAAGCAGGCCGAGGUCUUUGUGGUGACAGCGCUGACAGCAGAAAGAGAGCCAGAAAGACCCACAAGAAUGAAACGUCUAGACUGAUAUCAUCCUAUUUCUUUUUCUAGCUUGAUUCAAGACUGAGUCAGAUUUUCAGGUAGUUUAGGCCUAAUUUUCACGUGUAAGUACUAGGAUUGCACAGUCAAACGCCAGCUAAGAACAGUGCACGCCAAUAACGAGAUGAAUUAGCAGCGUUUGUGUACUGCAGGUGAGGUUAGGUAUGUAGCUGAAUGGCUAAACUCUCUGAAAACCUGGUCCCUGGUGGGAUAGUAUCCCAGCUGAUUCUGAGUUUUACAUGGGAAACACAGUAGAUUUAGUAUAAUGAACAAGUGAUGGUUAAGUAAAUUUCACUGUCUCAGGGUCAGGAGAGUUUCCUGUGCCAAGCAGUGGAUUAUGGGUAGG
Messenger RNA from Trachemys scripta elegans, 1920 nucleotides. Its product is annotated as BPI fold-containing family B member 4-like. The record is from RefSeq and is a predicted model, not a curated record. Gene Ontology annotation, molecular function: lipid binding. NCBI's taxonomy places the organism in Eukaryota, Metazoa, Chordata, Testudines, Emydidae. The transcript has 16 exons. The coding region runs from base 98 to 1465 and encodes 455 amino acids.